AUGCUGAAGCAUAAGCUCUCUGUGGACAUGACCUGUGAAGGUUGCACUAAUGCAGUGAGGAGGGUGCUCAAAAAACUGGGAGGAGUUCAGUUUGACAUUGACCUGCCUGAAAACAAGGUUUGCAUCAACUCUGAGCACAGCAUGGACACUCUGCUAGAAACCCCGGGGAAAUAG
Molecule: messenger RNA, 174 nt
Organism: Ailuropoda melanoleuca (giant panda)
Lineage: Eukaryota; Metazoa; Chordata; Mammalia; Carnivora; Ursidae
Product: copper transport protein ATOX1-like
Exons: 1
Coding region: 1-174 (57 amino acids)
Biological process (GO): copper ion transport
Cellular component (GO): cytosol
Molecular function (GO): copper chaperone activity; metal ion binding
Source: RefSeq, a predicted model, not a curated record